Molecule: messenger RNA, 4063 nt
Organism: Anguilla rostrata (American eel)
Lineage: Eukaryota; Metazoa; Chordata; Actinopteri; Anguilliformes; Anguillidae
Product: cadherin-11-like
Exons: 12
Coding region: 633-3014 (793 amino acids)
Biological process (GO): cell morphogenesis; cell-cell junction assembly; calcium-dependent cell-cell adhesion
Cellular component (GO): catenin complex; plasma membrane; adherens junction
Molecular function (GO): cadherin binding; calcium ion binding
Source: RefSeq, a predicted model, not a curated record
AGCUAUUACUUUGCUCUGACUGAGACUGUGCGACAGACGAGAAACUGCUUCCAUCUGGAAACGUUAAAAGGAGGGCAGAGUCUUCCCAGUCACCAACGGCAAAACGGAGUGGCUUGCAUUAUUUUACAAUAAGCGCAGUUUAUUAUCGCUGAAAAUGAAGAGGGGACGUGCGCUUUAGACCAGCUGCACCGGAUUGAUCGCGGAAGGAUGCUACAAUUUUAUACCGUUAUCCAACUUUAACGCCCUGUCAUUUUGAAGCAGUUUUAAAUAUUUUCCUUUUUGUUUUACAAAGGGACAAGCCUAUUUCUGGAGCGUUCUUUUAGAGACUAAUGGUGUGGGAUGUUCGCCUCUUGACAUAGCGAAGUUGUCGCAGUCUGUAAUCGCUAAUGGGUCUGCUUGUUGGAACACGGAGGUGACUGAACCGUAUCUGGCACUGUCUAAAGAAUCUAAACUGGAAGCCGACCGUGUGAGAAAGGGAGCAGCGAUGAUUCACAAAGCAGACAGCGGAAUUCGGGGGUGAAGUCAGGGUCGGCUUCCCAGCGAGCGUCAGGAAGGUCUUUGGAUAGUCUCCAGGGUUGUAAUCGGGUCCCUGAAGGACACGCAGGAAGUCGUGGGCAGCGGACGACGGCAGGAUGCGGCAGGGUUUGGGACUGCAGGUGCUGCUGACGUGCUUGGGUGUGGCGCUGUGCAGCCACGGUUCAUUGCCCUCGGAGCACGCCCACCGACGGAGACUCUCAUUGCACGGUCACAGGGAGAGGGGCAAGGAAGGGCAGGUCCUCCACCGCUCCAAAAGAGGCUGGGUUUGGAAUCAGUUCUUUGUCAUCGAGGAGUACACGGGACCGGACCCAGUCCUGGUGGGACGGCUUCAUUCAGAUGUUGACUCUGGCGAUGGGAACAUCAAAUACAUUCUUUCAGGGGAAGGCGCGGGCACCAUUUUUGUCAUUGAUGACAAAACUGGGAACAUCCAUGCCACAAAGACACUGGACAGGGAGGAGCAGGCCCAAUACACACUAACAGCGCAGGCAGUGGCUCGGGACACCAACAAGCCAUUGGAGCCCCCCUCAGAAUUUAUUGUCAAGGUGCAGGACAUCAAUGACAACCCACCCGAGUUCCUCCAUGGCCCUUACUAUGCCAGGGUUCCAGAGAUGUCCAAUGUCGGUACUUCAGUGAUGCAGGUGACUGCUACAGAUGCAGAUGACCCAACAUACGGGAACAGCGCCAGGCUGGUCUACAGUAUCCUGCAGGGUCAACCAUACUUCUCAGUGGAGCCACAAACAGGGAUUAUUAGGACAGCCCUACCUAACAUGGACAGAGAAGCACGGCAGGAGUAUGAUGUGGUCAUUCAGGCCAAAGACAUGGGGGGGCACAUGGGAGGACUGUCUGGGACCACAGAAGUGAAGAUCACCCUGACAGACGUCAACGACAAUCCACCGAAGUUCCCUCAGAGUGUCUAUGCGAUGUCUGUUGCAGAAGACAAGGUGGUGGGCGAGGAGGUAGGGAGGCUGAAGGCCAAGGACCCCGACCUCGGAGAGAACGGACUAGUCACGUAUCGUCUCAUCGAGGGUGACGGAAUGGGCGUCUUUGAGAUCACCACCGACUCCGAGACUCGCGAGGGUGUCAUCAAACUGAAAAAGUUGGUGGAUUUUGAAACCAAGCGAGCGUACUCCCUGAAGGUGGAGGCUUCCAACGUGCACGUGGACCCACGCUUCAUUGCUUGGGGACCGUACAAGGACACAGCCACCGUGAAGAUCAUGGUGGAGGAUGCAGAUGAACCACCUGCCUUUACUGCACCCGCCUACAGCUUUGAGGUGGAGGAGAAUGCCCCCGAUGGGACAGUGGUGGGCCGGGUGCACGCUAAAGACACGGAUGUUGCCAACAGUCCUGUCAGGUACAUAAUUCCUCGCUAUACAGACAUUGAGCAGUUCUUUAGCAUCGGCCCCGAGGACGGCGUCAUCAGAACAACAAGACUUCUGGACCGUGAGGCCCUGCCCUGGCACAACAUCUCAGUCAGCGCCACAGAAAUUGGAGGGCAUCACCAAGAUGCUAAAGUUCGUGUCAACAUCAAAGUCAAAGAUAUGAAUGACAAUGCUCCUGAAUUUGCCACCAAGUAUGAAGUUUUUGUCUGUGAAAAUGCUUCACCUGGCAAACUCAUUCAGACGGUCAGCGCGGUGGACAAGGAUGAGAUGACUCAGAGACAGUUGUUCCGUUUCAGCAUCGCACUGGAAGCUGCCAACAACCAGAACUUCUCUCUGAAAGACAACAGAGACAACACUGCCGGUAUCUAUGUGACCCGGAAAGGUUUCAGCCGAAUGGCCCAGGACAUCUACUUGCUGCCGAUAGAGAUUGACGAUGGCGGAAGCCCUCCCAUGAGCAGCACCAACACGCUGACCAUCCGCGUGUGCAGCUGCGACAGCAGGGAAACUAUGCUCUCCUGCAACGUGGAGCCCUACAUUCUGCCAGCGGGCCUCAGCACGGGAGCCCUCAUCGCCAUACUGGCCUGCAUUGUCAUACUUCUGGCUAUCGUGGUGCUGUUUGUGGCUCUGCGCCGUCAGAAAAAGGAGCCCCUAAUCGUGUUUGAGGAGGAGGACAUCCGGGAGAACAUCAUCACCUACGAUGAUGAGGGUGGUGGCGAGGAGGACACGGAGGCCUUUGACAUCGCCACACUGCAGAACCCUGAUGGUGCCAACGGCUUCCUACCCAGGAAGGACAUCAAGCCUGAGAUGCAGUACCCUCUCCGGCUAGAAGGGCCAGCAGUGGCCAGCAGUGUGGACGUAGACGACUUCAUAAAGACCCGCAUCUCAGAUGCGGACGACGACCCCACUGCUCCGCCUUACGAUUCGAUCCAGAUCUACGGUUAUGAAGGGCGUGGCUCUGUUGCCGGCUCGCUCAGCUCACUGGAGUCAGUCACCACAGACUCGGACCUGGACUACGACUACCUCCAAAGCUGGGGCCCACGCUUCAAGAAGCUGGCAGAUCUCUAUGGCACCAAAGACUCUAAUGAUGACAACUCUUAACACCUCAGAUAUAUCAUUCAGUGCCCCUGUAACAUGUAGUGUGUGAAGUUUACUAUAAGUAUACCACAAUUUCAUCUAUUUAUAGUAAACUUUUCAUUUUUUUUGUAUUAUGUAUACUUAUAGUAUACUAUAUUUUUAUGAGGGGACUGAAUUUGGACCAGGUGAUGAGAGGAAGCCAAAAGACAAAGACACUUUUGAGGUCUGGAGUGGCAAGUGGAAAUCUGACAGAUAAGAAAGUUUUUACGGAAAGAUUUUUUUUUUUUUUAAUGCUCAGCAUUUUCUUUUAUUUUUUGUUGCUACAGGUCUGAUUUUACAAAAAUGUGUGCAGAGUGGUGGUUUGCUCAUUGAAUGACUUGGAAUUGUUGAAACAGUGGGAAAAUGGUUGCCUUAUAUGAAAAAAAAUGGAAAAGUAAACAGAAUGGUCACUUGUAUAGCACGUCCAACUUGCAAACAGUGCAGUUUUUGACAAAGUUUUUUAACAACCACAAAAUGAUGGAUUUAACGAAAAUGAAGACUCUUCUCAGUCUUCUGUCAAAUUCAAAAGAAAUCCCCACUUCCGCCAAAUGAAGUACAGAUCACAAGUAACAAGCUGUGAGCUCAAAUCGCCUUAAAUAAUGGACACUGUUGCUGCGCGGUACAUUUUUUGUAACUUGAAAAUAUCUUAAAGCAAGGUAAAAUCCAUAUAACAUGUACAAAACAGUGUCCCUUGGGGAUCAGAUCUGUGCCCAUUGAUUCUUUUUUUGUGAUAAUGCUAUUACUGAUUAUCAUUGUUGUUUAAUUGUCUUUCUUCAUUAUUACUGUAUGUUAAUCUCCCUCAUGCGAAAAUUUUGUUUUGUCUUGUUUCAGCAAAUGCCUAAUUUCUGUCAAUUUGAUGGUACCUAUUGGUACAAAUGCUUAAGUUUUUUUUUUAACCAUACAAAUACCAGUAUUUCAACAUGUAAGAAAAUGUUACAUCAAAUUUAUAUUUUAAGAACAUUGUACUGUUGCUUUAAUAUGUGCUUCAGUCUAAGAAGCGGAAUACUUUUAAAUAAAUGCUUUUUAUAAAAUUA